AUGCCGUCAGCCAAGCUGGAGGGGAGUUAUGAUAACUCCGUCGGCCGGCGGAAGUUGCAAGACGGAGACUUUUGCUCAAUCCCAUUAUUAUUCCCGCAUAAAGAUCGUCACGAUGGGUGUUCCGCAUUCGGCUCUGCGUAUGAACCCCAGCCCAUCCCCGUGCGUGAUCUGGUAGUUCCGCCCUUUCACGCGUAUGUAGUGAUCUCGAUCCUACUCUGGAAUCAAACCCAGGUGUCAUCGAUGGGCCAUGAACCACCCCCCGGGGAAACCGGCCAUGUCUCGGUUUUGAGAAUGUGGUUGCUCAGCGCCUGUGCUGGCUCUCCGAUUCUCUCUACCUGCAACACUGCAAUAAUAGUGCCCGUGAUAUUCCCAGCCAAGAAGAGCCUGGCCGCAAGUGACUGA
Messenger RNA from Uncinocarpus reesii 1704, 402 nucleotides. RefSeq lists its product as uncharacterized. The coding region runs from base 1 to 402 and encodes 133 amino acids. The transcript has a single exon. Lineage: Eukaryota; Fungi; Ascomycota; Eurotiomycetes; Onygenales; Onygenaceae. The record is from RefSeq and is a predicted model, not a curated record.